CCGGAGCGAGGCGAGGCGGAGCGGGGCCCAGGCGGGCGGCUCCCCCCGCACCCCCCCCCCCAAAUGGCCGCGCAGCGGGGCUGAGCCCCCUCCCCCCUCCCCCAACUCCCCCCCCCCCAAAAAAAAAAAAACCCCCGGGGGGGCCCCGGCGUCCGGGCGCAGCAUGGCGUUCACGUUCGCCGCCUUCUGCUACAUGCUGACCCUGGUGCUGUGCGCCUCGCUCAUCUUCUUCGUCAUCUGGCAUAUCAUCGCCUUCGACGAGCUCCGGACCGACUUCAAGAACCCCAUUGACCAGGGCAACCCGGCCCGGGCCCGCGAGCGAUUGAAAAACAUCGAGCGAAUCUGCUGCCUCCUGCGCAAGCUGGUGGUGCCCGAGUACUGCAUCCACGGGCUGUUCUGCCUCAUGUUCCUGUGCGCUGCCGAGUGGGUGACGCUGGGCCUCAACCUGCCCCUGCUGCUCUACCACCUCUGGAGGUACUUCCACCGGCCGGCGGACGGCUCGGAGGGGCUCUACGACGCCGUCUCCAUCAUGAACGCCGACAUCCUGGGCUACUGCCAGAAGGAAGCGUGGUGCAAGCUCGCCUUCUACCUGCUCUCCUUCUUCUACUACCUGUACAGUAUGGUGUACACACUGGUGAGCUUCUGAGGGGCCGCCCUGCCCGGACGCCUGGGCCCCCCCGGACGCCUGGGCCCUUCCCGGAUGCCUGGGCCCCCCCGGACGCCUGGGCCCCGCCGGACGCCUGGGCCCGCCGCCAGGGCCAGAGCAGGGGGGGACAUGUCCCUGCGAUGACCCCAGUUUGGGGAGCAGGGGGGGAACUGGGAGCACUGGGCAGGGCCCGGUCCGGCCCAGUCCGGCCCAGUUUGGCCCAGUUGGUCCCAGUUCCCCCCCCUACCCCCCCCCCGCCGGGUCUCUGUGUACAAAGACGUCGCGUCGUGGCUGAAUAAAGACAACUGGCACCAGGA
Molecule: messenger RNA, 963 nt
Organism: Dromaius novaehollandiae (emu)
Lineage: Eukaryota; Metazoa; Chordata; Aves; Casuariiformes; Dromaiidae
Gene: CNIH2
Product: cornichon family AMPA receptor auxiliary protein 2
Exons: 6
Coding region: 164-646 (160 amino acids)
Biological process (GO): endoplasmic reticulum to Golgi vesicle-mediated transport; regulation of AMPA receptor activity
Cellular component (GO): synapse; endoplasmic reticulum membrane; dendrite
Source: RefSeq, a predicted model, not a curated record